CAUCGCCAUAACCAUCAAAGAAAAGCCUCCAAAGGAAACUUUCCACCGCUUUUAGACGUCGCCAUCCGCGGCGGCCCGCUGCCUAGCGCUCCUUGGGACGCGGGAGACCCCGCCCAACACCCCUCCGGGCCCUCCCCCUCCCCUUCUCCCCCCUCCGUCUAUGCAUUGUGGGACGGACAAUUCCCCAUCGCGGCCUUGCUGCGCAGUAACGCCUUUUGUGUCCCCGUGUUGCGCUGCCCUGCGCUGCGCUGCCUUGGUUUUUCGUGACCCUCCACUCCCGGUGACGACAAGGGCUGCCGUUGACGUAUGUACUACCCCUGCUCGCCCUCACCAAGGAUCCGACCCCGAGGAGCCUCAGCUCAGCCCAGUUAGUCCUUGACUUGUCCAGCCUCCUCCCACCCUCCUCCACCCAAGGCCACCACCACCGAUUUCCCUCUAACCGCCAACAACCGAGCCCACUUGCCUUGUCAACUCCUUCCCAUCGCUUUCACCUCACUUUUGCAUUUCUCUCUGCAGCCUCUACUCUUCCCCUUUGUCGCCUGGCUGUGUCUGACAGUGCGGCUUUCUCUUGGGCCCGUCGCCCUCUAUCACGGUCCAGCAGCGGCCCCGUGCCGUCAACCCCUCCUCCACCAGCCUUUGACCCCGACGUCUCGCCCAUCAGCCACCUCCCCCCGCCUCUCACACUUCACGGCGGCAACAAAGACUGCAGCGGCUGAAACCAACAUGGCGCAACGCGGUACAAGAAUGAACGAGUUCGAGGAGCGGGACUAUUACCCGGCUCCUCGCCGCUCUGCCCCCGAGUUUGACGAUGUCGAGUAUCGCACGACCCGCGUCGCUACCAGAAGCCCGCCUCCCCGCUCUCGCUCGCGCGUGGCCACAAGAGACGAAGAAAUAGACGUCCGCGUACGUGAGAGAGAGACGAACCGCACCCCUGCGUUCCUUCGCGAGGACGCGCGCCGCACCGAGGCUGGCCCCAUGGUUCUCCGCCAGCGCGACGUCGAGACCGUGGAUAGGCACCGUCGAAGCCCCAGCCCGGUGCGCUACCGGGAAGAGAGACUCGUCCGGCGCCCCAAGAGCGCUUCGCCCCCACCCAUGCGCGAGGAGCAUGAGCAUCUGCGGUUCGUCGAGAGGGAACGGGUCAGGAGCCCUUCCGUCGUACGCCGCAGAUCCCCCUCCCCUCUACCCAUCAGAUUUGUCCAGCGACCCCGUCGCUCUCCUUCUCCCCCGGCGCGUGAGCAUAUCCGCACCAGGAUAGUGGAAACGGAACGAGAGCGCGUCCCAUCUCCGUCUCCUUCACCACCUCCCCCGCCGCCUGUCAUUCGCGGACCGACCGUAGAGCGGGAGGUCAUUACACACUACACAGAUAUUGACCAUGGGGUCUUGCGAGCGAAGCGACCAAGCCCGCCGCCGCCGCCGCCGCCUCGAUCGCGCCCCAGAGAGCGUGAGACGGAUAUCGACAUAUCUUUGUCCAAGAAUCGCACCGAGGUGGACAUCCAUCGCUCCAGCAGCCGUGCUCGCUCGAGGAGUCGCGAGCGUCGGUCCCAUUACCAUGACGACGACCUUGACGUCGUUGUCCGUCGCGACGACCGUCUUCGUGUAGAUGAUCGAUCCAAGCAGCACCGCCGGGCGCAUUCGGCUGCGCCGCUUGGGUCGCCAGUGGACGAAGAAGCCGAUUACAUCACCGGCAAGGUGGACUCCCGUGGGCGCAUGGGUGAGGCCCGGGGCGGCGCAACCAAGGAUUGGACCAUCGUGGACGUGCCACCUGGCACCGAGCGGGUUCGGAUGGACGGCAUCGGGGGCGCCAGCACAGAUACCACAUGGUCCCGGUACAGCGGAGUGCGGCGCACGCAAUUCCUUCCCGAGAGGGAUGGGGCCGUUGUUCCCAGGGCGCCUUCCCCUGGCCCGACACGCGGGCGCACCAGCGUAGCCGUUGAUUUCAACCAAACGACCGAAAUCGAUGUCGACAUUGACCGUCGUGUCACCAAGAGACCCGCCCCUCCGCCCCCUCCGCCGCCAAAGGAGAUGUGGACAGAAAUCACCAAGGACCUUGUCGUCCGGGAGGCAAUCGAGCAGAUGGGCUACGAGUAUGAAGAAACCAAAUGGUUCUUCUACAUCAUGGAUUAUUUGCGAUAUGACGACGUAUUGCAGCUCACCGAGCUGUCGGAUCGCAUUCGUUGUGCUCGAAAGACACAGGAGAUCCGGUGGGAGCGAGACUAUUACGAUGAGUGGGACUACCCAUAUCGCCGCCAUCAUCACGACCACCACCCCCACCACCACCGACACAGGGGAUGGGACGACGAGAGGGUGCGGGAGCGGGAGGUGAUUUACGACAGCCGCAGGCCGGCAAGGUACAUGUAUUAGGUCGAUGCCGCAAUGAUGGCCCUGUUACGUGGUUGAGUCACCGGUCCGAUUGUCGCCGGCGGUGUGUUGUACUGGCAGAGCAGUGAGCGCUGCAAUUAUCGAAGGUAUCGAUGUUCCCUUAGGAGUUAGUAGGGACCGCAAGGGCGCACAGGGUCGGUUUUGAUGAGGAGUCGAGGACUGAUGCAGCAUUGUUGCGUCUGGACUCGGUACGUCGGGGAACGAUUUACGGGUUUUCAUAGCGUGUCACGAAUUAUGAUCGAGACUAUACAUAUCCAUAGCGGGAAGGAAAUGCAACGGCGCAAGAUUGUCAACGCAAUAUAGACUGUCAAAGGACUGGUAACAAAAGAAGAUGGAAAGGCUUUUGGAUGUGGA
This is a messenger RNA of Purpureocillium takamizusanense, 2733 nucleotides long. RefSeq lists its product as uncharacterized. NCBI's taxonomy places the organism in Eukaryota, Fungi, Ascomycota, Sordariomycetes, Hypocreales, Ophiocordycipitaceae. The record is from RefSeq and is a predicted model, not a curated record. The transcript has 3 exons. The coding region runs from base 724 to 2361 and encodes 545 amino acids.